Messenger RNA from Helianthus annuus (common sunflower), 1272 nucleotides. RefSeq names its product myosin-6-like. The transcript has 2 exons. NCBI's taxonomy places the organism in Eukaryota, Viridiplantae, Streptophyta, Magnoliopsida, Asterales, Asteraceae. The record is from RefSeq and is a predicted model, not a curated record. Bases 85 to 981 code for a protein of 298 amino acids.
GUCGAGUUCAGCCCUGCGCGCGAGUGGUUCCUGAACUCCUUUACACCUGCUGAAGUCCAUCGGCAAAGGGCGAAACCUCACGAAAUGUUGUAUCGUACUUAUAUUCUUGGUGAGGCCAACGCUCGUGCUGCCAACCAUCAAAUAGUUCGCGAAUGGCGAACGAUGGUUAGGGAGCGCGCCGACUGGGAGGCUUAUCGCGAGCGUAUGCUGAAACGUAUUGCUGAAUUCGAAAAGUCGAAAACCGCGUUUGGUGAGGAGAGAGCCAAGUUUGAGGCUGACAAGAAGGCUGAAGAGUGGGGCCGCGAGGGGCUGCAGAAAAAACUCCACAAUGUUGAGGAGCAACUGGCCAAGGAGAAGGCCGAGUUUAAGCGUAUAUGCGCCCAAGACAACGAUCGUGCUUAUGCGCUACGACAGAAGAUCGUUGAUCUUGAGGCUAAAGUUGCGGACUUGACCUCAAAGGUGGAGGAAGCGCAGGGUGAAAGAGCUGCCAAGCAGCAGAUGGAGGUUGAGCUGACUGAAGCCAAGGUGCAAUUGUCCAACAAGGACAAGGAUCUCCACGCCAAGGACGUUGAGAUUGCGGAACUCAAACGUCGCUUGAAUGAGCAAAUCGACAGAUGCGAGUCUUUGGAGAUUGACCUUGAGGCUGAGAAGGUCAAGGCUGCUGAUGCUGAGGAGGCGCGUGCUGUCAGCACUGCUGCGCUUAAUGUGGCCCAGACAAACUACUCCGAGACCCAAGGCAUCGUUGAUACGCUUGUCUCGGAGGCUGAAUGGAUGCGCACUCGAGGAGUAGUGCUGGUAAGUGCCUUUGACUUAUGCUUUUUCUUGUUGAGAGUUUUAUCUUUAAUGCUUUUUGUUUGUUGUGAAGGUUGCCAACUCCAUCUUGAAUGCGAGCGAGCUAGACCGCGCCGUAGCGGCUCUGACAGAUGCGGCGCGUGCGGUGGGUCAUCGGGGAGGCUACCUGGAGUGUGCCGAUCACGUUGAGCAGAUGCUUGGGCAGGAAUUUGACAUAAGUCAUUGCUCAGUGACGGAACAUGCUGAUGCUGCAUUGGCUAGUGCUGAAAACUCCUAUGACAACCUUUCCUUGCCUAUCAUGGAGUUGGUUGUUGAAUCGUUGAAGAAAGACGACUGGUGCCAGCGUCUUAAGGCAGUCCUCGAUCCACCGGUUACCGUCGAGUUGUCCGACGAAGAGCCAGCUGGUGAUGAUGGCGGCGAUGGUGAUGAUGAUGGCAACGAUGAUGAUGGUGAGGAUGACGGAGAUGAUGGUGAUGAUCG